AUGCUGAGAGUCCGGAAAAAAGGUUGCUUUGGGAUUUGGUCGUUGCCCUUUAUAAUAACAGUGGUUUGUGCACAGAGUGCUAAUGAUCCCAGCAAUAUGUCCCUAGUAAAAGAGACUGUGGAUAGAUUGCUGAAAGGCUACGACAUUCGACUGAGGCCAGAUUUUGGAGGUCCUCCUGUGUCGGUUGGCAUGAACAUAGACAUAGCCAGUAUAGACAUGGUGUCAGAAGUCAAUAUGGACUAUACUUUGACCAUGUACUUUCAACAAGCAUGGAGGGAUAAGAGGCUUUCGUAUAAUAUAAUACCUUUAAAUCUUACACUGGACAAUAGAGUAGCAGAUCAGCUUUGGGUUCCUGAUACCUACUUCCUGAAUGAUAAGAAGUCAUUUGUACAUGGUGUCACCGUGAAGAACAGAAUGAUUCGUUUACAUCCAGAUGGGACAGUUCUCUAUGGUCUCAGAAUUACAACAACAGCUGCAUGCAUGAUGGAUCUACGAAGAUAUCCCUUAGAUGAACAAAACUGCACAUUAGAGAUAGAAAGUUAUGGCUACACAAUUGAUGAUAUUCAAUUUUACUGGCGCGGGGGUGAUAAUGCAGUUACAGGAGUGACAAAGAUUGAACUGCCACAGUUCUCUAUAGUGGAUUACCAACUUAUCACCAAGAAGGCUAAAUUCUCAACAGGUUACUAUCCCAGGUUGUCCCUAUGUUUUAAACUUAAGAGAAACAUUGGCUAUUUCAUUCUGCAGACUUACAUGCCUUCCAUUCUGAUCACUAUUCUGUCUUGGGUAUCAUUCUGGAUUAAUUAUGAUGCGUCAGCUGCAAGGGUGGCUUUAGGGAUUACAACAGUGCUGACAAUGACAACCAUUAAUACCCAUCUGCGAGAAACACUACCCAAAAUUCCCUACGUGAAAGCCAUUGACAUGUAUCUGAUGGGCUGCUUUGUCUUUGUAUUCAUGGCUCUUCUGGAGUAUGCCUUUGUGAACUACAUCUUUUUUGGGAAGGGACCACAGCACCAGAAGAAAGCAGCAGAAAGAGCUGCCAGUGCUAACAAUGAAAAAUUACGAAUGGAUGUCAACAAGAUCUUUUAUAAAGAUAUAAAACAAAAUGGGACCGAAUUGCGAUCCCUGGAUCCCACUGGAAAUCUCUCCCCAACUAGAUGGACUGCCACUUACGAUUACCCUCUUAAAACGAUGGAUCCACAUGAGAACAUUUUGUUGAGCACGCUUGAAAUUAAAAAUGAGAUGGCUGCCUCUGAAGCUGUUAUAGGGCUUGGGGAACCUAGAAGCAAGAAGCUGGCCUAUGAUACCUCCAGUAUCCAGUAUCGAAAGGCUGGUUUACCAAGACACAGCUUUGGCCGUAAUGCUCUGGAACGGCACGUGGCCCAAAAGAAAAGCCGGUUAAGGAGACGUGCUUCUCAGUUGAAAAUUAAUAUCCCUGACUUGACUGAUGUAAAUGCCAUAGAUCGAUGGUCACGCAUAUUGUUCCCGGUGGUUUUUUCUUUCUUCAAUAUUGUCUAUUGGCUUUACUAUGUGAACUAA
This is a messenger RNA of Pseudonaja textilis, 1536 nucleotides long. RefSeq names its product gamma-aminobutyric acid type A receptor subunit beta2 (gene GABRB2). The record is from RefSeq and is a predicted model, not a curated record. Lineage: Eukaryota; Metazoa; Chordata; Lepidosauria; Squamata; Elapidae. Gene Ontology annotation, cellular component: membrane. Gene Ontology annotation, biological process: monoatomic ion transmembrane transport. Gene Ontology annotation, molecular function: extracellular ligand-gated monoatomic ion channel activity; GABA-A receptor activity.